Syzygium oleosum is the source of this 2131-nucleotide messenger RNA. RefSeq names its product triacylglycerol lipase OBL1. The coding region runs from base 210 to 1859 and encodes 549 amino acids. The record is from RefSeq and is a predicted model, not a curated record. Lineage: Eukaryota; Viridiplantae; Streptophyta; Magnoliopsida; Myrtales; Myrtaceae. Gene Ontology annotation, molecular function: triacylglycerol lipase activity. Gene Ontology annotation, biological process: lipid metabolic process. The transcript is spliced from 5 exons.
GAGACUGACAUUUGCAUUUCGCUGCGUCCGAAACAGCAGCUUCUCUCUGGAUCGAUCGAACAUCUCUGCAGUGUCUAUGUAUACAUGUGAAACCAGCUCACUGUUUGUUUCGAUAAACAUCGGUGUAAGGUUGUCGUCCACACCCCCACCCACCAAGAAUCACUCAUAGCCACCUCCAAACUCGAAAAGGAAACGGAAACUCCACCGCCAUGGCCGGUGAAUCCUCAAGAAACGGGCGUGGGAUCGACCGGGACCGCAAAAGUCGAGACCUUGGCGGUACUUCCGCUGGCGGGCACCGCGAUUUCGCCGGCGGCGGCGGCGGCGGCGGCGCGUUUCAGUACCUCAUAGUGAACCCGCACGGCGGAGGGGUCCGUGACCUGUUGAAGUACGGCGUGCGGGGCGACGCGAGGAGCGGAGUGAAGUUCUUGGAGAGCUCGAAAGGGGGCGAAUUCGUGGGAGCGGUCGCGAGUGAUCACAGAUGGGUCAUAGUGGUCUCGGUCAUCGCGCGCAGGCUCAUCGCUUUCUUUGGGAGGCCCAUGCAGUGGACCGGUUUCUUGGUGGACAUCGUUCUCAAUCUCCUCUCCGAAAAUGGCAACUUUCUCGGGUUGCUCUCCAAUUUAAUUGGCGGAAAUGUUGUAGUCCCACGUAGAGACUCAGAUACAUUCAUCAGCAUCAUUGGCCAUUUAGAUGGGCGAAUUGACCUCUACAAAGGCAUGAAUGUGCCGGACCAACAUGGUGACGCUGCAUUUGAAGAAAGCAUUGUGAGAGUAGAAUUGGGAAAUCGCGCUUUGAUGGACCUCUGCAUCAUGGCAUCGAAGCUAGCAUACGAGAACGAAAAAGUCGUUAGAAAUGUGGUAGUUCAGCGCUGGAAGAUGCAUUUUGUGGAUUUCUACAACUGCUGGAAUGAUUACCAAAAGGCAAGGUCGACUCAAGUGUUCAUUCUAUGCGACAAGCCUGUAGAUGCAAAUCUCAUACUAAUCGGCUUCAGGGGCACGGAACCUUUUGAUGCUGACGAUUGGUGUACCGAUUUCAAUUAUUCCUGGUAUGAGAUCCCGAAAUUGGGAAAAGUUCAUAUGGGAUUCUUGGAAGCCUUAGGUUUGGGCAACAGAACUAACACGGUCACCUUCCAAGAGAACCUCCAAUUAGACAAGAAGAAAUUUGCUCUUGCCAAUGGUGCUAAUGCUUCUGACUCAGAAGCGUUAGCAAGCACCAGCAAUGACGGGUUUGGGCCACAGACGGCAGAGAUGACUGCAUAUUAUGCCGUGAGAAGUAAGCUUAAGAACCUACUUGAGGAGCACAAGAAAGCAAAAUUCGUAGUCACAGGACACAGUUUAGGUGGCGCCCUUGCCAUUUUGUUCCCAACAGUGUUGGUGCUGCAUGAGGAGAUGGAGGUAAUGCGAAGAUUGUUGGGCGUGUACACAUUUGGCCAACCGAGAGUUGGGGACAGGCAGCUCCAGAGGUUCAUGGAAAAGCAUUUGGACUAUCCCUACCCGAAAUACUUCAGGGUUGUGUACUGUAAUGACGUUGUUCCAAGGUUGCCUUAUGAUGAUCGAACUUUCUUGUAUAAACAUUUUGGAAUAUGUCUAUACUAUGAUAGCUGGUACACUGAGCAGAAAAUGGAGGAGGAACCGAACAGAAACUACUUUGGUCCUAGAUACCUAAUUCCAAAAUAUUUGAACGCCUUCUGGGAGUUGAUCAGAGGUUUAACAAUGGGCUACACACAUGGACCGGAGUACAAGGAGGGAUGGUUCUCCAUAUUGGUUAGGGUUGUAGGAUUGGUGCUUCCGGGAUUGUCCGCACAUUCCCCAACAGAUUAUAUUAACUCUGUGAGGCUUGGGAAGGAGCCAAUGUUCAACUAAAUCAUCGGGACGAAGCUUCUCAUACCAGUCCUGAGUUUGUGGUGGCAUGAGUGGUCGCAGCUAUCAAGUUAUGAGGUCAGUUUAUCGUUUUGGCACGUUCACCAAUAAAAUAAAGUGGCGAGAGCACGGUCAUGCUGGAUUGAGCUCCUUGGAGUUGUUCCCUAUCUUCUUGUCAAUGUGCUUUUCUACAACUUCCUAUUUGGGGUGUAACUGCAACUUGUUUCAGUUUCAGAAUAUAAAUAUACUCUACACGGUGCUCCCAGUUCAAUGUC